CCUCUCUCCUUCCUUUAUAACUUGCUUCCUGUCUCGGUUACUAUACGCGCGUCUUCUUCACUCUACAAAACCUUUAAAUUAAACAUUAAUUAAACACUAAUCCCUUUCUCUUAAUCUUCCCCCUCGCCGUUUCUUCUUAAGAAAAUCCGGGAAGAAAACGACACCGUCGACGAUAAUGCAAUACGUAUACGCAUCUCUGUAACGCCAAGAAGCAAAACAAUACGGUAAUGCAGUAACACAAAGCGGCGAAGCAACAGGUGAUUCAGAAUUUGAAGCAUAAAAUCUUCAAGCCAAUUCGUGCUUAUAUAUAGAUUUCAAAAGAGAUCCUCAAAAGAAUCGAAUCAAGCAAUUGCAGCGAAAAUGGUGGUUAGAGGAAGGAAGAUAGAGACGAUUUCGCUUUUUAUUCUUCAGUUAGUGGUGGCGGCGACGGCGGCGAAUGUGACGUACGACCACCGUGCUCUUGUAAUCGACGGGAAGCGCAAGAUUCUGAUCUCUGGCUCUAUUCACUAUCCACGAAGUACUCCUGAGAUGUGGCCAGAGCUUAUACAGAAGUCUAAGGACGGUGGCUUGGACGUUAUAGAGACGUAUGUUUUCUGGAAUGGUCACGAGCCGGAGAAGAACAAGUAUAAUUUUGAAGGAAGAUACGAUUUAGUAAAAUUUGUGAAGCUUGCUGCUAAAGCUGGUCUCUAUGUUCAUCUACGAAUUGGUCCGUACGCUUGCGCAGAAUGGAAUUACGGUGGUUUCCCAGUGUGGUUGCAUUUCGUUCCUGGAAUUAAGUUUAGAACUGAUAACGAACAAUUCAAGGCAGAAAUGCAACGAUUCACUGCAAAAAUUGUUGAUUUGAUGAAGUCGGAAAAGCUAUAUGCAUCACAAGGAGGUCCAAUUAUUAUGUCACAGAUUGAGAAUGAAUACGGAAAUAUUGAUUCUGCUUAUGGAGCGGCGGGUAAAAGUUAUAUGAAGUGGUCUGCUUCAAUGGCUCUUUCACUAGAUACUGGAGUACCAUGGAACAUGUGUCAGCAAGGAGAUGCUCCUGAUCCCAUUAUCAACACAUGCAACGGUUUCUACUGUGACCAGUUUACACCUAACUCAAACAAUAAACCAAAGAUGUGGACUGAGAACUGGAGUGGAUGGUUCCUCGGUUUCGGAGAUCCUACCCCAUACAGACCAGUCAAAGAUCUUGCGUUUGCAGUCGCGCGGUUUUACCAAAGAGGUGGAACUUUCCAGAACUAUUACAUGUAUCAUGGUGGGACAAACUUUGAAAGAACAAGUGGAGGACCUUUGAUCUCUACAAGCUAUGACUAUGAUGCACCAAUUGAUGAGUAUGGUCUUCUUAGACAACCAAAAUGGGGACACUUACGUGAUCUACACAAAGCUAUCAAGCUUUGUCAAGACUCGUUGAUUGCCACAGAUCCAAAAAUUACUUCAUUGGGAUCAAAUUUAGAGGCCUCUGUGUAUAAAACAGAAUCUGGAUCAUGCGCUGCUUUUCUUGCAAAUAUCGGCACAACUUCUGAUGCAACUGUGACUUUCAAUGGGAAGUCAUAUAACUUGCCUGCAUGGUCCGUAAGCAUCUUGCCUGAUUGCAAGAGUGUAGCUUUCAACACAGCAAAGAUAAACUCUGCAACCGAGUCCACAACAAUUUCUCGUCAAUCAUUGAAGCCAGAUUCUGGUUCAUCUUCGGAGCUAGGCUCACAGUGGAGUUACAUUAAAGAACCUAUUGGAAUUUCCAAAAAUGAUGCGUUCUUGAAACUUGGAUUGUUAGAGCAGAUAAACACAACAGCUGAUAAAAGCGAUUACUUGUGGUACUCGCUAAGGAUGGAUAUUAAAGGCGAUGAGACAUUCCUUGACGAAGGAUCUACAUCUGUCCUUCACAUCGAAUCCAAUGGUCAAGUGGUCUAUGCUUUUAUAAAUGGAAAACUUGCCGGAAGUGGAAAUGGGAAACAGAAGAUUACUUUGGAUGUUCCGAUCAAUCUUGUAACCGGGAAGAACACAAUUGAUCUCCUAGGUGUGACAGUAGGGCUUGCGAACUAUGGAGCUUUCUUUGACUUAGUUGGAGCAGGAAUCACUGGUCCUGUGACACUUAAAAGCGCAAAAAGUGGAAGCUCAAUAGAUUUAUCUUUACAGCAAUGGACUUAUCAGGUUGGACUCAAAGGAGAAGACACAGGUUUGGGAAGUGGAGAUUCUUCUGAAUGGGUUUCAAAGUCUCCUUUGCCCACUAAGCAGCCACUGAUUUGGUACAAGACAACAUUUGAUGCUCCUUCUGGGAGCGAACCAGUGGCGAUAGACUUCACCGGUACAGGAAAGGGCGUUGCGUGGGUGAACGGACAGAGCAUAGGUCGGUACUGGCCAACAAGUAUCGCACGAAACGACGGUUGUACUGAUUAUUGUGACUAUAGAGGAACUUACCGUGCAAACAAAUGCCACAAGAACUGCGGAAAACCUUCUCAGACAUUGUAUCACGUGCCUCGCUCGUGGAUAAAACCUAGCGGGAACACACUUGUUCUCUUGGAAGAAAUGGGAGGAGAUCCGACAAAGAUAUCAUUCGCGACAAAACAAACAGGAACCAACCUGUGUUUGACGGUGUCACAGUCUUAUCCAGCUCCGGUGGACACGUGGACGACUUCUUCCGACUCAAACAGAACCAGACCGGUUCUGUCACUAAAAUGCCCUGUUUCCACACAGGUCAUAUCGUCUGUUAAAUUUGCGAGCUUCGGUACACCCAAAGGUACUUGCGGAAGUGGUUACAGCCAAGGCCGUUGCAGCAGCUCUCGAUCCCUCUCGAUCGUCAGAAAGGCAUGUGUUGGGUCGAGGAGUUGUAACGUUGAAGUCUCGACCAGAGUCUUCGGAGAUCCUUGUCGUGGCGUCGUCAAGAGCUUAGCUGUUGAAGCUUCGUGUUCAUGAGUGCCCCGGUUCCUUGAUAAUGAUAUUAAUUGUUGAAAAUAAAAGCAACUGAAAUGGAUGUAAUAGUAUAAGUAGUUAAUCCAAAUAAAUUUGUUCAGUCAAGUUAUUAUACUUUAUGCCGGUCAACACAAUUGUGUUAGGAUCCACAUAUGGCUCUAGAUCCUUGAUUGCUCUCAAACACAGAGAAAUUGCAUCAAAUAAAGAUAUGUAUAUCAAAUAUGAUCCCUUGACUUCAAAAGGUUUACAGCCCGGAGAUGAAAACCGCAUACUGAACCAUCUUCAGCCGAAGAAGACAACCCGGUUAACACAUUGUUCACUUCCUCCAGAGAUAUUCAGACACAGUGACAUUUACAUUGAAAAUGAAC
This is a messenger RNA of Thlaspi arvense, 3263 nucleotides long. NCBI's taxonomy places the organism in Eukaryota, Viridiplantae, Streptophyta, Magnoliopsida, Brassicales, Brassicaceae. The record is from the annotation of a GenBank genome assembly.